Molecule: messenger RNA, 6028 nt
Organism: Limanda limanda (common dab)
Lineage: Eukaryota; Metazoa; Chordata; Actinopteri; Pleuronectiformes; Pleuronectidae
Gene: usp31
Product: ubiquitin specific peptidase 31
Exons: 15
Coding region: 627-4577 (1316 amino acids)
Biological process (GO): protein deubiquitination
Molecular function (GO): cysteine-type deubiquitinase activity
Source: RefSeq, a predicted model, not a curated record
AAGUGAAAACGAUAUGUGGUAUUUCAGCCCGAAUGUGCCUCCAAAUAUGUGAGAAAUGUGAGAUUUACAUCACGUCGGACUCGGUCGCUACUCCAGCUGGAGUGACGUGCACAUCAUGGCGGACUCUCAGUUUGUGCUGAACGUGGACACGCUGCCUGAAGGAGACUGUCGCUGUCUCUGCGGCUCUUGUUAUUGUAUUUGGCGCUAGCAUUAGCCCGGGGAGCUAACACCGCUGUCUUGGCUUUCGACAGAUCCGAUGUUGAUUCAUUGCUGCGGGGCAGGAAGUUGAACUUCAAGGAGCGAGGUAAUUUCAGACAUUAGCGUCCGAUCGGAGGAAUGCUCACGCUUUUUACGUAACUGGUCGCAGUCGGUACAUUGCGGUGUACGAAAUGCUGACGUUAAUUUACAAGUGAAAAGAAACAUCUGCUGCGUGUCUGCGUUAUAAGGGGAGACCUGGAUUAGAAUGUGACUGUCAGCUUAUAUUAGUUUCCUCGUCUUUACCGGUUCCUCGUGGACGGUGUAGCUGUGUAAACAUUCCGGGAUGGAGCUGCAUGUGGGAGCCGCUGUGAUGGAGCUCGCCCUGCGCAUCACUGACAUUUGACUUGUUCGCCUGUCACAGAGAAAUCAUGUCUUGCAAAGAAGCCACCAAGGACAAGAAGUCGAGCUUCAGCAAGAAGCUGUUCCGGCGAGGCUCUGUGCGAUCCGUGGGCAGCUUCAUGAGCAGAUUCCUGAGGACCCUGACAGCCUUGUCCCACUAUGGAUCGGAAGUACAAGCAGAGGAUGACAAGGACGAUGGAGGGUUCUCCACGUUUAAACCUGGGAGCAAAGAUGUGCCCAUGGACGAUGGGGACAUGGGGGGGUUCCUGUCCGGAGACAGGGUCCCCGGAGUGUCGGGGCUCAAGAACCACGGGAAUACCUGCUUCAUGAAUGCGGUCCUGCAGUGCCUGAGCAACACGGAACUCUUCGCUGAGUACCUGGUUCUGGAGCACUACAAAGGCGAGGAGGGGGAGGACGGGGACAGACCGAAGACUAAUGGCCUCCACCUGCAGAGGAAGGGUCCCCUGGCCAAAGGAGAGGUCACAGAGCAGCUGUCGGGACUUGUGCGGGCUUUAUGGACGCAUGAAUACACGCCACAGCACAGCAGAGACUUCAAGAACGCGGUGUCAAAAAAUGCCACUCAGUUCAAAGGGAACUCUCAGCACGAUGCUCAGGAGUUUCUGCUGUGGCUGCUGGACAGAGUGCACGAGGACCUCAACACAGUCAACCCCAACAGCAGGCCUGCUAUAAAGCCCCCUAUUGAAGAAGACGAUGAAAGCAUAGACGAGCCUUCUCUACCUCUCUCUGCUGGGUCGUUUGUACAAGAACUGUUCCAGGCUCAGUACAGGUCGUCUCUAACCUGCCCACAUUGCCAAAAGCAGAGCAAUACGUUCGAUCCCUUCCUCUGCAUCUCCUUACCGAUCCCACUCCCACACACACGGCCCCUGUAUGUGACAGUGGUCUACCAGGGGAAGUACUCCCACUGUAUGAGAAUUGGAGUUGCUGUUCCCCUGAACAGCACCCUCUAUCGCCUCCGAGAUGCUGUGUCACGCGAGACCAAGAUCCCAAUGGACCAGUUUGUUUUGACCGAAAUGUACUUUGAUGGCUUCCAUCGUUCAUUUUGUGAUGACGACGAUGAUCUUGAGAUCAUUCAAGAGAGCGAUUCCAUCUUUGCCUUUGAGACACCAGAGACCUUCAAACUGGAAAAUUUACGCACAAAAAGAGGUGACGCUUUCUUCAUAUUUCGCAAAUUUUCUUUGUUUUCAGAUGACCCUAUUGGAACAGAAUCUAACCAGAUUUGCCUCUUGAAUCUUAUCACAGGAAGUCUCCUUGCAAACCUGAACCACAACAACUUGAAGUAUGGGACGGAAAUCAGCAGGACCUCAUCGUUCAUGCAGGGGGCUAUGACUCCUGUUACUGCGUCACCCAAUAAAAACCUUGGACCAGAAAAAAUUAUUCUGUUGGUGUGUAACAGAGCCUGUACUGGUCACCAAGGAAAGAGGUUCGGCCUGCCUUUUGUACUGUACAUGGAGCGCACUGUGACCUGGGACGGUCUCCAAAAAGAGAUCCUGGAGAAAAUGCGUCAUCUCUUGAGGCCUGGGGUCUAUAUUCAGAUGGGACCUUUCAGUCUUCGGGUGGUUGGCGUUGUUGGUAUAACCUACCUCCUUCCCCAAGAUGAGCGACCACUGUGUCACCCAACUGUGGAAAGAGCGUACAAGUCCUGUGGACAAGGAGGACCACCACAUGUGAAGAUAGUGGUAGAGUGGGACAAAGAGACAAAGGACUAUCUGUUUGGACACACUGAGGAGGAGUAUAUUCCCGAUGCUGAGAGUGUGUAUCUGCACAGAGAACAUCACCACCAGCCGCAGGCCUGCACCCUCGCUCAGUGCUUUCAGCUCUACACGAAGGAGGAGCAGCUGGCCCCAGACGAUGCCUGGCGCUGUCCCCACUGCAAGCAGCUGCAGCAGGGCCGCAUUAAGCUCAGCCUGUGGACGCUGCCGGAUGUACUCAUACUCCAUCUCAAGAGGUUCAGACAGGAGGGGGACCGAAGGGUAAAGAUGCAGAACAUGGUGCGGUUCCCGUUGAUGGGCAUGGACAUGGCACCUCAUGUGGUGAAGAGGAGUCAGAGCAGCUGGAGUUUACCUUCCCAUUGGUCGCCAUGGAGGAGACCCUAUGGCCUGGGAAGAAACCCUGAUGACUACCUUUAUGACCUUUAUGCUGUGUGCAACCACCAUGGGAAUAUGCAUGGAGGCCACUACACUGCUUACUGCAAGAACUCCAUUGAUGGUCAGUGGUACUGCUUUGAUGACAGUGAGGUUACCCCAGUAGCUGACGAUGACGUGUGUCAGCAGACGGCCUAUAUACUCUUCUACCAGAGGAGGACAGUUAUUCCCUCCUGGUCAGCCAACAGCUCUGUUGCUGGUUCCACUAGUUCCUCCCUGUGUGACCACUGGAUCAACAGGUUGCCUGGCAGCCGGCCUGCCAGCUUGGCCUCUGGAGCCUCGUCCAGACGCACCUCUCUGGCUUCACUGGCCGAGUCGGUUGAGUUUCCAGUGGAACGCAAUGAGGAUGAUGGUGGAUUCUCUGCCCGCCCUUUUGUGAGGAGCAUUCAGCAUCAGAGCUCGUCUUCCAGGUCAUCCAUCGCUAGUCCUUUAGCCUUCAGCGACAGUGGGAUAAAACCAUCUUGGUCUCUUUCUGCGAAGCUUCAUAUGAGAUCCAACUCGCCCUCACGGUUCUCCCUCGACUCUCGAUGCUCACCUCCUCUAGAGAGGAUAGGAGAAGCCUGCGAUGACAAGGUUUCCACUUCCUGUUUUGGCAGCUAUAGUCGACAUGAACGCUACUUUGGCAGCAGGACACCGUUGUCGAUGAUGGAGAGCAACUUAAGUGACCAGGACAACAAUAAGCAGUUCGUAGACAUGGUGUACUGCAGGGCUCCCACUCCAGUGGAAAAGAAGAGCACCAAAAAUGAGCCAACUGAAAACAACAACCAGAUUACAGCUUUAGACCAAAACAUACCACCUGCCCAAGCAACGCCCUCCAAAGAACAGAAACGAAAGAGCAGCAUUGGAGGAUUUGCCUCAAAGGCUGAAACCACAGGCUCCUCAAAGAGCACCAGCAAAGUGGAGCAAGAGAAGACUUCCAAAAAACGUUUGUGCUCAACCCAUAAAACCUCCACCCCUGAGACGUCUUCCAGCACACCUGUGAAAGGCAAGAAGGUGGGCAAUACUAAAGAAAAGAGUGUAAACGCCAAGAAAAACACCUCAACACCCAGUGGGACUCCCUCCAAAACAAAGGCAGCAAUUCAGCCUCUAGACGCAACGCCGCAACAUAAGCCAUGUGUCCGAUCCACACCUCAGUCCUCAGCUUCUCCCUCACCAACUGCAAAUAAAAAUGCCAGUGUUGCAGAGAAAAGCACUCUGAGUAGUCGUAAACGACUGGUGGAAAGGAGCUACAGCAGAGAUUCUAUGCACACUAGCCCUCUGGUCAACAAUCUCAGAGGCAGCUCAGUAGCUCGCUCUUCACUCUCUAAGAGUGGGGAAAGCAACAAGAUUGAAAAGAAAUCUGUGAGGAGUUCAAGCAGUAGCUCCUCUGUCACCAGCCUGCGUUCACCAAGCGUGUCCACCAAAGACCUACAGCGCAACAGCAAGUCUGAGGAAAAAGGGUUGUCUUUCUUCAAGAGCGCCCUUCGACAAAGGGAAAGCCGCCGGUCGGCUGAUUUGGGAAAAAGCUCCUUGCUUGCUAAAAAGUCGUGCAAGCAAAAUGGUCAAGCCAAGGAAAUCGCUGCUGAGAAUGGAAAGGCAGGAGAUGCAGUGUCUUCACAAACAUCUACAGAGACAAAGUCAAAGACAAAAGAGUCUUCCAAGCCCCCCAGCUCUCUCAGUCGUACUCUACUAAAUGUAGGCAAGUCCAAGUCUUCCACUUCUGACGUAAGUCUCAAGUCGCCCGCAAAAGGGAAGAAGCCUCUUGAAAGGAUGGCAUCUUCCCGAAAGCUGUCAUCAAGCAUGCAAUCUCCUGCACGUACAACACAGAGGCCUCAGUGAUAAACUCAUUGUAGUUAUAUUGAACGUACAUAUUGCAGCUAUUUUCUUUGUGCCUACGUCUCAGAGAGCAUUAGAUGUAUUUGUAAAGAGACACAUUGGAUGUUGUGGUUGUGUACACUUUCGUUGAAUAUAGAGAAGUUCUUGAUAACAGCAUUGGAGUAUUUAUAGCUGAACUCAGUAAAAAGCACUCUAGCCAUUUAAAAAUUUUCAGUGGCAAAAUUGGUAAAAUUACAGUUCGAGUUAUUGGAGUACUUUGUAUCGUUACCUGUUACACCUUUAAGAAUUGGCAGGGCAGGAUGAUAGAUGUAUUCUGGCAUGGAUGAUACAUAAGCAUGCUAUAUGCAUUCAGCUGUACAUCACAACCAGUUUGAUCAUGAGCACCCAAAGCCUGUUUGACAGUUGACAGAAUUCCCCCAUUGCAAUCUUGAAAUCCAAUCAUCUUUCCUUCAGACAAGAGGCUUGUUAUAGCUACGGAAAAUAUUCAGGCAGAAAACCUUGGUUUGAAAUGCGGCGUCUUGCACAUUUAACAAUAGGAUGAGAGACAGUUUUACCUUGUACACACCAGCAAUGCACCGUUUUUCUUGUAUAGUAAAAUCUUUUUAAUUAAUAGAGGUUAACAUUUGUCGAGUGAGAUAAAAAAAAAGUAGCUGGUUGACGAUGCCCAAACUUCACCGGUCCUCUAUAAUGCAUUUGAAACUAAAAAACAGUGGGAAGAGAACCACAACAUUUAUAAUGGUCUCUGGACAAAUACUGAAACAGUUGAUAUGCUCUCACACACAAACGCACAUAUACUUGUGUUUCUGUCUUUGUGAGGCUAUUAUGCAUUUCCUAAACCUUACCUUAUCCAUCACAACUAAAAACCUAAACUCAACCCUUACCCCUAAGUCUACCCCUAACCUUAAACUAAGUCUUAACCUCCAAAAAAAGUCCUUUUCAAGAAGAGAGGACCCGCCAAAAUGUGCUCAAUCCACGAGGUCAAACAUCCAGGUCCUCACAUAGAUAGAAAUACAAAUAUGCAGGUCCUCACAAAGAUAGAAAUGCAAGUACACACAAACAAAAGAGUUUCAUUCCGAAAUACCUGUGACAAGGCAUUCAUAAAGUUUUCAUUGGUUGUUUGAGUUGAUCAAACUCGCCAUUGAUCGAUUUAAAACCUGCAGUCUAAACACACACACUGUCUCAAAACACCUCAUAGCAUUGGUUUACUUCGUAUUUGUCUUGAGAGUAUCCAGGAUCAAUAUGGAAUGGCAGUACAAAAAUAAUAAUCUUUAUUGUUAACAUUAAAAGACAAUUUGUGGAGAAUACAGGUAAAAUCAGGUCUUAGACCAGAAAAAGUAUUAGGAUUGGUACGAAAAAUUGAGGCAAAACUUUAUCUUUGUUUAAUAUUAGUACCUUUUUGACAGAAAUGUAUUUUAUUAGAUUCUUAUCAAAGUUGAGUGUGUUUCUUUUUCUCA